Scaptodrosophila lebanonensis is the source of this 781-nucleotide messenger RNA. It is a transcript of the gene Sgf11, whose product is annotated as SAGA-associated factor 11 homolog. Gene Ontology annotation, cellular component: SAGA complex; DUBm complex. NCBI's taxonomy places the organism in Eukaryota, Metazoa, Arthropoda, Insecta, Diptera, Drosophilidae. The transcript has a single exon. Gene Ontology annotation, biological process: positive regulation of DNA-templated transcription; regulation of transcription by RNA polymerase II. Bases 51 to 692 code for a protein of 213 amino acids. Gene Ontology annotation, molecular function: transcription coactivator activity. The record is from RefSeq and is a predicted model, not a curated record.
AUUUUUUACCAGCCGGCUGUGAGACAAAUUUAUAAAUUCUUGGCGGCAGCAUGGCUGCGAAUCCAAAUCCUUUGGGCUCAGUUCCGCUUGCCUCGUCUGCACAGAUGCCGCCGGCGACCCAAAAUCCUGCUUUUCCAACCGCCGCUGCAAUCGUAAACAAUUUUCGGGAACUGAUUAAAGAUCCCAAGACUCUGGACGAUGCUGCCAACUAUUUGUAUCAGACGUUGCUCGACGAUGCUGUUGCUGGCAUUUUCAUUGAGACGCACCAUUUGCGCAAAACCGGCAACUUAUCGGCCCUAGACGGAGUGGUCGAGGACAACGCGGAGUCCACGUAUCGCAUUUGUGAAAUGCCCAACUUGGACAUUUUUGGAAUAUCCACAGCUAAAAAACCUAUGGACUGCACAUGCCCAAACUGUGAUAGACUAGUGGCAGCAGCUCGCUUUGCCCCGCAUCUUGAAAAAUGCAUGGGUAUGGGCCGCAUUUCCUCUCGCAUUGCCAGCCGUCGAUUAGCUACAAAGGAGGGCACCAGCGCCAGUUCCAGCUCAUCAUCCACCUAUUUGCAGUCCGGCGGCAAUACUGGCGGCACCGAUGACGAGGAUGAUGUAGACUGGUCCUCUGACAAACGUAAAAAAAAAUCAACACAAAACUCAAGAAACAAUGGCUCCAAAAAGAACAAUGGCAAGACAUUUUAGAAAUUCAGAACAGGAACUACUAAAAUAAUUAUCAUGCUUAUACUUGUAGUAUAUAUUAUUAAUAAAUAAAUAAUCAAGGUUCAUCUAAA